ACUUCAAACCCGUCCUGCCUUACCGCGUCCCACUGUGACACGUCGUGUCCGAGCGACCAUGAAGCUACAGCUGCCCAACCCGGGCCUGGAAGACAGGAUCCUGUCCCAUGAAGCGUUGGAGAAGCUGGAGCACGAGGAGGCUGGAGACCGCCCCAAAUGGGACAACAAGGCCCAGUACAUGCUCACCUGUGUGGGCUUCUGCGUGGGGCUGGGGAACGUGUGGAGGUUCCCGUACCUGUGCCAGAGCCAUGGAGGAGGAGCCUUCAUGAUUCCUUUCCUCAUCCUCCUGGUUCUUGAAGGAAUCCCGCUUCUCCAUUUAGAGUUUGCCAUUGGUCAGCGUUUGAGGAAAGGCAGUUUGGGGGUGUGGUCAACUAUCCACCCUUGUUUGACCGGAGUGGGGAUUGCUUCCAUGUGUGUGUCUCUGAUGAUCAGCCUCUACUACAACACCAUCAUCGCUUGGGUCAUGUGGUACUUCUAUAACUCCUUCCAGAACCCUCUUCCUUGGAGCCAGUGCCCAAUAAACAGCAAUAAUACAGGCCUGGUGGAGGAGUGUGUGAGAAGCUCCUCUGUGGAUUACUUCUGGUACAGAGAGACUCUGAACACAUCCCCCAAUAUGGUGGAGCAUGGUGGGCUUCAGUGGUGGAUGGUCAUAUGCUUGGUGGGAGCCUGGUCUGUCCUAUACAUCUGCAUCAUUCGUGGCAUUGAGACCACGGGCAAGGCUGUGUACGUGACCUCCACACUUCCCUAUGUAGUGCUGACCAUUUUCUUGAUCCGAGGACUGACCCUGAAAGGUUCUCUAAGUGGAGUGAAGUUCCUUUUCACGCCUGACUUGGCAGAGCUAGCCAAUCCAUCCACCUGGUUAGAUGCAGGGGCCCAGGUCUUCUACUCCUUCUCCCUGGCGUUUGGGGGCCUCAUUUCCUUCUCCAGCUACAACUCAGUCCACAACAACUGUGAACAGGAUGCCGUCAUCAUCUCUAUCAUCAACGGCCUUACUUCGGUCUACGCCGCAACAGUCAUCUACACCAUCAUUGGCUUCAGAGCCACGGAGAGAUUUGACAACUGUAUAGGCGGAAAUAUCCUUGGGCUGCUGAAUGCGUUUGAUCUCCCCGAAGGAAGCAUCACCGAGAGCAACUAUGCUGAGGCCAUCCAAAAUCUUAAUGGGACAGACCCAGAUGUCCUUCAAGGGUUGAACUUGAAGACGUGUGACCUGAACACUUUCCUCAGCGAGGGAGUGGAAGGAACUGGCCUGGCCUUCAUCGUGUUCACAGAGGCUAUCACCAAGAUGCCCGUCUCUCAGCUCUGGUCAAUCCUGUUCUUCGUCAUGCUCUUCUGCCUGGGCCUCUCGUCCAUGUUCGGCAACAUCGAAGGAGUUCUGGUUCCCUUGCAGGACCUCAAGGUGUUCCCCAAAAGUUGGCCCAAAGAGGCUGUCACUGGGGUGACAUGUGUUCUCUGCUGCCUGGUGGGCCUGAUUUUUGUUCAGGGGUCAGGGAACUACUGGCUGUCCCUCUUUGACGGCUACGGUGGUUCCAUUCCUCUGCUGGUUGUUGCAUUCUGUGAGAUGAUGGCGGUUGUGUACGUAUAUGGUAUUGACAGGUUCAACGAUGACAUCGAGUUUAUGAUUGGUCACAAACCCAACCUCUUCUGGCAGAUAACAUGGAGGGUGGUUAGUCCUCUCAUCAUGUUUGUCAUCUUCAUCUUCUACUUUGUCACGAAAGUCAGCGAGAAGCUCCUCUACAAAACUUGGGAUCCUGAAUCGGAGAACUUCCCCACACUGGAUGAGAAGCUAUACCCCGUCUGGGUCAAUGUGAUCAUCUUCAUUCUGGCAGGAAUCCCCAGUCUUGCGGUGCCUGCAAUCGCUAUUUAUCACUGUCUACGGAGGAAGAAGAGUGGAAGACCUCAGUCAGAGGAUCCAUACACUAUCUCCAAACACGUUCAUAUGAAUGACGAGCCUGAAACGAAUAGCAAGUCCUUCACCUGAUCACUUUAAUGACUUCUGUGUUGGACCUCUCAUCCAAUAGCUGAUGUUCCCUCGCUAACAUAACAUAAACAGCUUUCCAGUCAA
Messenger RNA from Hypomesus transpacificus, 2062 nucleotides. RefSeq names its product solute carrier family 6 member 19b (gene slc6a19b). The transcript has 12 exons. Bases 59 to 1978 code for a protein of 639 amino acids. NCBI's taxonomy places the organism in Eukaryota, Metazoa, Chordata, Actinopteri, Osmeriformes, Osmeridae. Gene Ontology annotation, cellular component: membrane. The record is from RefSeq and is a predicted model, not a curated record. Gene Ontology annotation, biological process: sodium ion transmembrane transport.